Molecule: messenger RNA, 5247 nt
Organism: Symbiodinium sp. CCMP2592
Lineage: Eukaryota; Dinophyceae; Suessiales; Symbiodiniaceae
Source: the annotation of a GenBank genome assembly
AUGCUGGAUCCGUUGGCUUCAAAGCUAGGAAGAAGUUUGGCAAGUGAUGUCGAAAAUUUGGCCACAGAGGAGGAAAUUUCAUCUUCCUUCUCCCAUGCCUUCGCAUCCAAGGCUGCAAGCACCAUCCACAAGAGGGCUGGUUCAUUGUGUAAGUUUGCAAGCUGGUGCAUGCGAGAGGGAGCAUCUCCCUUGAGGUUUGAAGAGGUGCAUCUGUAUCGCUACCUAUGUGAUCUUCAGAAGUCCGCUGGGGCUACAUCAGGAAGCCAUCUGAUUGAAGCCCUACGCUUCUUAGAUUCGGUGGUGAGUUUGGUUCACAUUGAGGUCGAGGAGGUGAUGUCGGCUCGGUGCCGUGGUGUUGCUCAGGAAAUGCAUAUGGCCAAGGCUCCGCUGAGGCAGAAGAAGGCUUUAACCAGGAAGCAGGUGGAACAUCUUGAGCUCUUCACCACGCGUGUGGACGAGGAAUCAGGCGACGUCCUGAUUUACGGUGAAAGGUUGCUGGGGUUCGCAACGACAGCGUCGGAAGCCAGCAUUUACCUCCGUGAGUUUCUUCAAAGCAUGGACCCGAGCUACGGAGAGCUGCGGGAGUUGGGGACUCAUUCUAUGAAGAGGACUUUGCUAAGUUGGGCGGGGAAGUCCCAUCCAGUCACCUUCACUCAUCCUGAAAGACGUCUUUUAGGACAUCAUCUGGAUCAGGAGAACAAAUCGGUGGUGGUCUACAGCAAGGGCGCGUACGUGGCCUUGUACGGAAAGGUCCUUGGGAUGUAUGCCACAGUUCGUUCCGGCCUUUUUGAUCCUGACAUGAGUGCUGUGAUGAGGAUGAAAUCCAUUGCGCAUCGAGUGGGUAGCUUGAGCUCGGGCUCCGAUGAGCCGACCGAGGACCUCCAGGAGCUCGGGAUGGAAUCGCGAGACAUUCUCCGUGACCUGCCGAUUGACCCACAGCCGAGUGCGGUCAAUGUCAGCGGUGGUAUGCGUCUAGCCGUCCAAGUGAUAGGAGAACGCAUGCUGAGCAACAUGGCUGCCGCGUCCUUGGACUCGGAGGCAUCCUUCAAGGAACGGGCCUUGAAGGUGUCCUGCCUUAGGAGGUUGCUGUUUGAGGCCAACAGCUUGAACAUUGCAGACCUGCACACUCGUGUGGAGCCUCCGGCUGAUAAUGUCGUGCGUAAGCUCCCAGCAGCAGAGCGUGCGGCCCGUGCCCAGGCGCAGCAGGCUCGCCUUGUAGGGGUGGUCUUCACCCCGGAGACUAUUCCGUCUAAUGGCCUGGUGGAUCUCUUUGUGGACCAACUGGAGUCAGAGAUUCUGCCUGAGCGUUGUGUUUCAAGGGCCCAGGAAAUGAUGUCCGUGAAGAAGGAUAAGACCAUCAACAUCGACCAAGAUGGCCGUAUGCGCAUCAAUUCGAAGCCCAAUGCUGACCGUGCCCUCUUCAUGUAUGCCUCUGAAAAGUUGAUGGGUCGGCUUGCUGCUCCGGCCGGACAGCCCAAGCCGCUUGAUGACGUCAUUCAAGAAUUGAUGCACUCACCACAGGUCACUCAGUUUCUGCAGCCUGUCCAACGCCCGCCUGACCCUCCUGCCGGUUGGGAUGGCAAUGCUUGGAAAGGCAAGGGUAAGAAAGGCAAAGAAGGCAAGGACGGAAAAGGAAAGACAGGCAAAGGCACUGGUGCAGCUCCUUCCAAACCUGACAUUCCUGAGGGCUGUGUAUCUCGAGAUGCUGCCAAUAAGCCCAUCUGUUAUGGAUUCAACCGCGGCACAUGCCGAUGGAAGGGCAAAGCUGGCCGAUGCCAGAGAGGACUGCGCAUAUGCUGGAAGGACCCGGGCACGGCUUCUCUUGCUCGGGCCGUGCCGCUCUCUGUGCAAGGGCAAGACUUUUCUACUGCCACUGUCGGCGGUACCAGGACAUUCGACGAUGCCGAGGCUCUAGCCGCGGAGUUCUUCCUGAUUCCAAAGGUCGCCGCCAAGGGGGCUGAUGUGCAUGUCGAUCGCCAUAACUUGCCAGGCAGCUUGAGCGCUGUCAUUGCGAUUACAGAUUUUAAACAGGGUGGCUUGGUUGUCGAGGACCCCGAUGGUCCCGAACGCGCUUGCUUCCAAGGAAAGGUUAUCCAUGGCCGGAUAAUUCCUUUUCAAAAUCACGUCCUUGUCUGUGAUGCUCAAUCCCAGCGGCAUUGGACCCAGGCUUGGCAAGGACGCAGGCAGGUUCUGGUGGCUUACAGCGUGCCCACUCAGGGUUUGUCUGCUGAGGACAUUCAAUUUCUGCGCGACUUGGGUUUCUCGCUGCCUUCUGCUACGAGAGUUCCGCGACCCGUCCGGGAUAGCCGUCCCUGGGCCAUGGAGGUUUUCGCGGGGUCUGCGGUGCUGUCUAAAGCUUGGAUCCGAGCUGGCUUCCGUGUGCUCGCCAUCGACAUUUGUGUUCGGGGUGCACAAGUGCCCAUUGCACCUUUGGAUUUGACUUCGGCAUCGGGCCUUAAGAUUUUCUGGGAUCUUGUGGCUAAACUGCAGCCAGAGGCCAUCCAUGUCGGGGUUCCAUGCGGUACGGCUUCUCGUGCUCGAGAGAAACGCCUUCCAGCCAAUGUUGUGACGGCUGGGGCCCCUGAGCCCCAGCCUUUGAGGGACGCUUUGAAUCCUAUGGGCUUGCCGAGUUUGUCUCCUGGCUCUCUUGACGCCCUCCGAGUUACAAAGGCUAACCAGCUCUAUGAGCUUUCCCUUGACAUUGCCUUGUUUUGUGCCGGCCGCGAUAUUGUCGUGUCCAUUGAAAAUCCGGCCAGAUCUUGGGCCUGGGCGGCCAUCGUUGAGCUCCUGCACCGCAGGGCUAACGCCUCUGACUGUGCCUGCUUUAAUCGCCUGCAAUCCGUCAUUUUCCAUUCCUGCAUGCAUGGGGGCAGCCGUCCCAAACAGACCAAGCUGCUGUGUACCGCUGACGUUUAUGCCACCCUCAGCGCCCAGUGUGAUGGGCGGCAUCAGCAUGAGCCCUGGUCUAUCGCAGCCAAAGAGGGUCGUUGGCAUUUUGCCACUGCCCAAGAGGCGGCCUAUCCUGCUCUUCUGGCAGCUCGCAUGGCCCGCUGUUUGCUGCUUCAUGUGCGAGCCAAACGUCCUGCCGUCCGUUUGGAGCCGGCCCUCUCCGUCCUGUCAUCUGCCGCUGUGUCGCGUCAGACUCGCAAGCACGCCGCCCUGAUUCCAGAAUUUGCUCAGGUGAUCCAGCUGCCAACUUCUCAGGUUGAUAAAGGCAUGCGUGUCCUUCGCGAGGUCUCGUUCCAUGGGGAGUGUGCGGGAGACUGCGAAUCGAACAACCCUAUUGCCGAGGCCCAAGCGCAAGCGUUGCAGCACCCAUUCGAUACCCACAAUCCUGUGGCUGCUGUCACUGUGGAUGUGAUCGACUUUCUGGUGAACUCUUCUCCGCAGCAAGUGACUUUGCACAGGAAGCUGGCCUUGCUUAAGUUACAGCUGCUGAUCAAAAAGGGUGAGAGAGAGGAGGCGGACCUCCACAGUAAGAUGCAUCCUUCAGUGGCUAAGGCCUUACUUGAACAAGAAGGUUAUGAUGACCUUGAGGCAGUCAAGUUCUUGACCGAGGGUGUACAUGUCAUGGGCUCUGAACCCCACCCUCCUUGCUUCGACAAGAAGGUGAAAGCCGCUACGCUAACUGAGCAAGACCUGCGGGAUACAGCCAAGGAGAGACGGGAAGCCAUUGUUGGUGAUGAUGCACCCGGCGACGCGGCCAAGGCUCAACUCUUGUUUAAGGUCACGCAGGAGGAAGUCGACCUGGGUUUCCUAGAUGGGCCGUACACGGCUGAUGAAAUCUCAAACUUGGUGGGGCACGACCAGUGGUGCGUCAUAAGAAGGUUUUUGCUGGAUCAAGGGUCGAAACAUCGGCCUAUCGAUGAUGCCUGUCAGUCGCAAACCAAUGCUGCCUACAGCGCUACCAUCCGCUUGGAGCUUCACAAUGCUGAUUACGUAGCAUCGUUGGCCCUUCUCAUCGCCAAGAAGGCCAAAAACCAAAAGCACGGGUCAGGUGCAUGGCUGGGUAAAUGCCUCGACUUAACCAAGGCUUACAAGCAGGUAGCAUUGCACCCGGAUCAACGAGAUUUAUACAUAACCUACUUCAGAGGACCAGGGGGAGAGGAACAAUUUUUCCUCCCCAAUGCGCUGAUGUUUGGCGCCACUGCCGCCGUUUUCGGGUUCAUUAGGAUUAGUCGGUGUCUCUGGUUUCUCGCGAACAAAGUCAUGAAGGUUCCAUCAGCUUGCUAUUUUGACGACUACCCUCUCUUCGCACCAGAAGAGGGGGCCCAGGAGGCAGAUGAAUGCAUAAGUCAAUUCUUCACCAUGCUGGGGUGGUCUCACGCCGUCACAGGCGAAAAAGGCAAGCCGUGCUCAUCGUCCUUCGAUGUCUUAGGACUUACUUUGGACUUAUCGCAACUGCAGAAAGGUUUAGUGGUUCUCAGGAACAAACCCGGACGGGUGGAGAAAAUCUUGAGUGAGUUUGACAAGGUCUCUGAACCGGAAGCCAUCACCCGCCACCAGAUACAGGUCCUCCAUGGGCUGUUGAAUUUCGCUGCGGGGUUUUACUCCGGAAGGGUGCUGAAACACUUGUGUUAUGAUCUCCUGGAGUUCCUUGAAUGGCGCGGCCCGGUCGCUUUCCAACGGCUCCAGAAGCUUUCAACACGAGUGAAGCAUGUGCUGGAAUCGAUGCCGCCCAGGGUCUUGUCGUGCAACUUUGCUGCUUGUGAAUCAAUACUCGUGUGGACCGAUGGCUCGUGGGAAUCGGGACAUGCGGGUAUUGGUGCUUGCAUCUGGGAUCCCUUGAAACAGUGUGGACAUGUGCUAGGAGGUGUGGCUCCAGCUUGGGCGAUUGAGUCGUGGAAGGAGGACUUCGAUGCUCGGGAUGGCGAGCCUCAACUUAUAUGCCACAUUGAGUUGCUAGUUCUAGUGGCGGUAAGAUGGAUGUUCCAAGAUCAAUUCCUGAGCAGGCGAGUGAUUAUGUUCGUCGACAAUGACGCCGCUCGGUAUGCCAUUCUGAAGGGUGGAAGUGGAAGUGACGGGAUGAACAACUUAGUCCAGUUGUUCGACCUUCCUGAUCUAAAGUUUCCGUCUUUGUAUUGGAUUGACCGUGUACCGUCGAGUAGCAACAUAGCGGACGGCCCUUCCAGAGAUGACUUCGCUUUGGCACUUAAGUUGAUGAAGGCCACUUGCGUGGAAGCCUUCGCUUGGCACGACGAGCUUAAGACUUCAGUCAUCACAAGGCGCAAGAGGAAAGGGGUGUGA